AUGACACUCUUUUGUCCCAAAAAACACUGCUCGAGCACAUUCAAGUCCAAAGAGGAGCUAUUAGCCCACCAGGAGAAGUGUCACUCAGGGUCCAAUAUGACCCUUUCAAAAGCCGCUGCCGAGGAAGCACGAGGAAGGGAUGGUGCGAAAUCAAUGGCAGACGACUCUACGUACUUCCGCCCCAGGGAUGAGGAUAAGUCGGGUAUGGAAACUCCUUUCAACGAACAACAAAUAGUGGAUGUACCGAAAGAUCACUGCAACGCCUGUUCGAAUCCUUCGGCCAUAGAUCAGAAUGGUGUUCAGCACAGCGAAGCACCAACAUCGGCGGGCAAAAACCUGGCUAAAGAUAGAGAUGCGAAAGUUGCCGGAGAAAGAGUCGAACACGCACAACAUUCUCGCGAGUACAAGCUGCUACCCACCGGUAUGUGUCCGAGGACUUCUGAGACAGGAUUGAGGAUAAUGAGUAUGGAUUUGAGAAUUCUUGAGGAUGGUCUCAAGGAUUUGAGCUUGGAGGAACUCCUGGGACACUCUUCUUCUGAGCAAGAAAGUGAUGAUGGCGAAUCAAAUUACUCAUGGUAA
Molecule: messenger RNA, 579 nt
Organism: Cadophora gregata
Lineage: Eukaryota; Fungi; Ascomycota; Leotiomycetes; Helotiales; Ploettnerulaceae
Exons: 3
Coding region: 1-579 (192 amino acids)
Source: RefSeq, a predicted model, not a curated record